UUCCCUGGCAGUUUGACCACUUUUUUCGGAUGACCCGCCCAAGCCAUGCCCAAAACGGUUCCUGUGCGCUUCGUGAUCAUCGGUAGCGGUGGAUCCAGCAGCCUUCCCAACCUCAGGCACGUACUUCAAAAGGACGCUGGCUGCAAGGUGUGCCAUGAGGCCUGGGAGAAUCCUGACUCCAAGAAUCGUCGUGGCAAUCCCUGUUUGCUGGUGACGGUACGAGACCCUGCCUCCGAGCCACAGCAUCUUCUGGUGGAUUGUGGCAAGACAUUCGAAGAGGCAGUUCGGCGACACUUUCCCAGGCUGGGGAUUCAAGGCGUCAACGCUGUCCUGCUGACACACGGCCAUGCCGAUGCCAUCCUGGGUCUGGACUCCUUGCGCGAGGUACAGUUGGCCCGUGAACCUCCUAGCCAGUGGGUCUUGAAAGCGAAGACUCCCAUCUUUGCCAGCAGAGACACAGUCAAAGAGGUCUGGAGCCACUUCCACUACAUGUUGCCGGUGGGCUCUGGCUCGCCCUCUCUGCGACGGAGGACCUCCACUUCUCGGAUCGCCACUGGACUGGCGCCCCAUCGAGUGGCAGACUUUCAGAAGUUUCAGCCACUGUCAGGAUUGCAAGUGCAACCUUUGCCGGUGCUACACGGUGGAACCUAUGUCUGCAUGGGUUUUCGUUUUGGCGCCAAGGGCGAGUUCAUUUAUUUGUCCGAUGUCAGCAAAGUUCCUGACGAUACCAUGGCAAUAUUGAAAUCUACUCAGGCGGAGGUCCUAGUGGUGGAUGCCUUGCUGAAAUCAGGUCCCCACUACUCACAUUUUGGACUCCCGCAAGCGCUCGAAUUGGUUCGUUUACUUCGACCAAAGCGAGCGUUGCUCAUUGGCAUGUCCUGCCAAUUUGAUCAUUUUCAUGACAACCAAGAGCUCUUCAAACUCCGAUCUGAAGGGCUGCAUGUGGAAUUAAGUUAUGACGGUUUAGAGCUUGAGAUGAACCUGACACUGGAUGAUGAUGUGCCACUGUUGGAGGAGGAGACCUAUGAAUUGCAGCUCCCACCUCCACCUCCGAGUCGUCUUAGUCGUCUUCGAGUGCUUGGGCGAUGCCUUUGCUGCUCAUGAUGACAUGUGGCAAGAUGCGUCGCUGCCACAUCAUGCUGCCACAUCAUAGGUCACGUUCGAUUUUGAAAAGGCUUUGCAAAUUGUAAAGGGUUGAAAUUACGGCACAUCAUCCUGAAAUGAGGGGAGUUGCCGAAUUUUUCUUUGCCUGCUUCUUAAAA
Molecule: messenger RNA, 1262 nt
Organism: Cladocopium goreaui
Lineage: Eukaryota; Dinophyceae; Suessiales; Symbiodiniaceae
Source: the annotation of a GenBank genome assembly